AAUUCACCAGUUGCCUAAAAACAAUGUAUUGAGCUAUUAGCGUACAUACUUCUUUUCAUAGGCAGCAUCUUGGUUACCAACGUGAUCAUUUUACAUUUUUAAUGAAAAGGUAGCAACGUAAUAGUAGAAAGUCCUCAUGUCCAACACAGGACAUUGGACAAAUGUGUUGUUUUCAGUUUCGGACAGCCAGGAUGUAUUUCACACUUGUAGAGUAUUGUUCCUUCCAGAGAGUAACAAUGCACGGUUGGGCCUCAGGAGGAGAAGCAAGUGGCUACGGUUCCACUUCCGGCCUGCAGAUGGAGUUAUAUAAUAACAAACAAACAAAUAAGCAGCUUAACACAUUUCCAAGGAUACAUUUUUAUCGUCUUUAUCGUUUAUACGUAGGUUGAAUAUGUACUUAUUAUGUAGUAUAAUGUAUAGUAACUCAGCAGUAGUGCUAUGUAAAUAUUUGAAAUGUGUCUAUGAAAAUGAUAUUUAACAUACAAUUUAAUUAAUUGCAUAACUGAAUAAACACUGGCCUUGGCGUGAAAGGACAUGUGCGUCGUUGCAAGUGCGCAUCUUGCUUUGCGCAACUUCCUUCUCCUCCUCCUCAGGUUGCUUGAAGGAAGGAGGCGCGUUCACGCUCCAGGACGCGCCCACCUCCCCUGCUGACGUUUUUAGCAGAACUCUCCGCUUCAUCGAGCAUCCACGGGAAGCAAGGAAGGAAGGAAGAAAGGAAGGAAGGAGGGUUUGCUUUGGUAAACUGCAACAUUAAAAGUCUCGCUGUGAUCGACGACACCAUGGUUCUGCAGAGGCUCUUCCGCGCGGUCAUCAUGGGACCCCCCGGUUCCGGCAAGGGGACGGUGUCUGGGCGGAUCACGAAAACUUUUGGCCUGGAACACAUCUCCAGUGGGGACAUUCUCAGACGCAACAUCAACGCUAAAACGGAGUUGGGACUGCUGAUGAAGGCCAGUAUUGAUCAGGGUCAGCUGGUACCAGACCACGUCAUAUCUCGCCUCAUCCUCAGAGACCUGAAAGCCAUCCCACAAAGCAGCUGGCUGCUUGACGGGUUCCCUCGAACCGUCAACCAGGCAGAAGCUCUGGACGACGCCUACCGCGUGGACACGGUCAUCAACCUCAACGUUCCUUUCCACACCAUCAAAGAGAGACUGACCUCGCGAUGGACUCAUCUGCCCAGUGGCAGAGUGUACAACGUAGACUUCAACCCGCCCAAAGAGCCUGGUCGUGAUGAUGUCACAGGGGAACCUCUGGUCCAGAGGGACGACGACACGCCCGAGACUGUCACGCGGAGGCUGAAGGCCUACGAAACCCAGACGGAGCCCGUCCUAGAGUACUACAGGAGUAAAGGCGUACUGGAGACAUUCUCCGGGACAGAAACCAACAAGAUCUGGCCUCACGUAGAAGCUUUCCUCCACAAAAAGCUCUCCGUGGUCAACAAGGGGGUUGCCUAGCAACACAUGACUGACUCUUUCUCCUGUUAUUAUUCAUAUAAUAUUAUUACGGAUCAUUCAUGUCCGUCAGUCCUGGAUGGGACAAAACAUCUUAUUUUAUUUGAAUGGUUCAUUCAGAUUUAAACACUCCUAAAAGAUAUUCUUAAUUUAAAAACACUUCGAUUGUAGGCUUUUUGCCACCUGGGGACCAUCCCUGAUAUAGGAAGUAUUUUUAACCACUUCCUGAAGGGAAAGUGCAUGGGAUGUUCCAGGAGAGAUACUGUGCCUUUGAAUGUUGUAUGUUUUUAACAUGCCUUACAAUGGAUGUGUGCCUUUUGUUCAUUCUUAACAGAAGUAUGUUAAAAAAACAAAUAAAUGUGAAAAUGAGCUGUUUUUUGGAGUUGUUACCUUCGCCAAGCACAGCGACGAGGUUAUGUUUGUUUUUCUGGGUUCAAAAUAACUUGAAAAGUUCUGAAUGGAUUUGGA
Molecule: messenger RNA, 1916 nt
Organism: Doryrhamphus excisus (bluestripe pipefish)
Lineage: Eukaryota; Metazoa; Chordata; Actinopteri; Syngnathiformes; Syngnathidae
Gene: ak3
Product: adenylate kinase 3
Biological process (GO): nucleobase-containing compound metabolic process
Cellular component (GO): mitochondrion
Molecular function (GO): ATP binding; AMP kinase activity
Source: RefSeq, a predicted model, not a curated record